This is a messenger RNA of Hibiscus syriacus, 774 nucleotides long. RefSeq names its product HMG1/2-like protein. The coding region runs from base 134 to 559 and encodes 141 amino acids. The transcript has 8 exons. The record is from RefSeq and is a predicted model, not a curated record. Lineage: Eukaryota; Viridiplantae; Streptophyta; Magnoliopsida; Malvales; Malvaceae.
AACUUUCAGUUCUAGCCAAAGCCCAUCCCCCACCCCGAAACCGCUCUAAAGUAGUCUUCUAAAAAGAACUCUCUCUGUGUCUUUUCGCCUGCUUAUUUCCCAAAGCAAAAGCUCUAUCGCUUCAGGAUUCGCAAUGAAAGGUGGUCAAACCAAGUCCGAUUCGAUACAAACUGGCAACAAAUUGAAGAGCAAAGGCGCAGGAGCCGGAAAGCGUGCGAAGAAGGCCGCCAAGGAUCCAAACAAGCCAAAGAGGCCUCCUAGUGCAUUCUUCGUUUUCAUGGAGGGGUUCAGGAAGCAGUACAAAGAGGAUAAUCCUGACAACAAAUCCGUCGCUGUUGUUGGCAAAGCUGGUGGUGCAAAGUGGAAGAACAUGACAGAUGCCGAGAAGGCUCCUUAUGUUCAGAAGGCAGAGAAGCGCAAAACUGAGUACAACAAGAAUAUUCAGGCAUAUAACACGAAACUGGCUGGUGGUGGAGGAAACAAUGAUGAAUCAGAUAAGUCAAAGUCUGAAAUAAACGACGAUGACGUGCAGAGCGGAGAGAAUGAAGACGAGGAUUAAAUGAGUAAACUUGCUGAUUAGAACUGGUUGGGCUGAUUAAGGAUUUCUUUUCUUACUUAGAGAUGAACAAAUGACUUGGUAUUGAUUUUAUAAUAUCGAGCAAUGAUAUCUUAGAUUAGGUAAGAGAUGGAUAUAAAUGGACAUAUUGAGCAGUAGCUUCUUCAUGGAUAUUGUACUUAAAAGUUCUCUUAAAGAUCAAAAAUUAAGUUUUGUGG